GCAGCAGGGAAAUACAGAUGCGCAGCCAGUGUUACAAUGAUCUGCUUGAUGUUUAUGCAUCUCUGACUUGUUUCACUCUCUAUAUGAAUUUACAAAGAUGUCAAGAACUGUGUUGAUUUUUAACUGUAUUCCAACCAGCCCUGGGUGAUGCAACGAAUUAAUAAAAACGUGAUUUUGGCGGUUCUGACUGCAGCAAGUUCAUUAUUCCUCAUUUUUCAGUUGUUUUACUUUAAAUAUUAUUUAUCUGGAAAGAAUGGUCAAAGUUUUUCUAACCUAAAUGGAAUCAUAUCAUCACAAGAGACUAUACAAUGGAGAGUGGUGAAGAAGUUUUUAAACUUGGUGACUAAUCACAAAGUACCAGUAUUUGUAGUGGACUCUGCACUUUUACAAGUAAUCAGCAAAGACGUGGAACGUUUGAAAAGCACCCCUGGUAUUCAUCCCCAGUGUCAUUGCUUCUGUGAACACAGAGAUGUUACUACUUUUGGACUUCAAGAUGCACUAUGGGAGGCAAAUGAAAACUUUUUUCGAUCUGCAGAGAAGAUGGGAUUUCAGUGGCAGAAGUAUGAGGGACGAGAUCCAAGACUUGAAGGGAUCGAGGACCUGUCGGGAACAAAAAUCCCACUGCACUACCUCUUCAAAAUGACAUCUCAUAUCAUCCACUUGGUUGUGUUUUAUGAAAGAAGUAGCAACUACCUCUGGCAUGGGCCUCUAAGGCUAAAACGAAAGAUGGACAGAAAGUUUGUGCCUUUCCGGAAACUUCAGUUUGGUCAUUACGCAGGAGCUUACAAUAGACCAGAGCUGAUCCUGAUAACUGCUGAUCAAAUAAAGAUGUGGAUUCCAAAGGACCCAUCAAAGUUUUUGAGAGAGACACUGCGCUCAAGGUUUCUUGAAUGUCGGUACAAGGAAGCUCGAUCAUUUUUCCAGCUGUAUCCUGAUGACUAUUCCGUUGAUGCAAUAGAGUUUAGAAUGCACGCAAAGCGGCUGUUACACUUGGCAACAUCAACCUUGGGAGAUAUUGGAGUCACCUUUUGGUUAAGCAGCGGGACCUGCUUAGGCUGGUUCAGGCAGUGUAACAUUAUACCUUACAGUAAAGAUGUGGAUUUAGGGAUAUUUAUACGUGACUACAAACCUGAAAUAAUCCCAGCUUUUCAGAAGGCAGGACUCCAACUGAAACACAAAUUUGGCAAGGUGGAAGACAGUCUGGAGCUGUCUUUUGUUGAGAAACACAAUGUGAAACUGGACAUUUUUUUCUUUUAUGAAGAAGAUCAUUAUAUGUGGAAUGGAGGAACUCAAGCUAAAAGUGGCAAGAAAUUCAAAUAUCUGUUUCCUAAAUUUACACUUUGUUGGACUGAGUUUGAGGAGCUAAAAGUGCAAGUGCCCUGUGAAGUGAAAGAAUACGUGGAAGCCAAUUAUGGGAAAAACUGGGAUGUUCCUGUGAAAGACUGGGACUGGAAAAACUCUCCACCCAACGUGCAGCCCAAUGGCAUGUGGCCUGUUGAUGAGUUUGCUGAAGUUAUUCAGAUCUACUGAAGAAUACAUGGAAAACAUACAUGGCUAGGGCAUAAUAACAUAUCAGAAAGUUCUAUUCUUAACCUGAAUUCUGUCUUGGUCCUUUAUGUAUACUCCGAUCUGGAUUUUUUGUGCACCUUUAAUAUCUGUUAGUUCCUUUUAGUGUUUUGUGGUAUGAAAUGCAAGCAAAGUGUUUAUAUAAUGCAAAGUAUUCUUGACCUGAAGAUUAUAUUAUUUAAGGGAGGUUUUGGCCACUUUUAAAAUACCACUUAACUAACAAUGCAAGUUACUUGUUUUAUUUAAUUCCUCUCUGAGAUAACGUACGUUAUUUUAAAAAGUUAACAUACCCUUCUAAUAAAAAAGUAUAAUUUUUA
Molecule: messenger RNA, 1883 nt
Organism: Xenopus laevis (African clawed frog)
Lineage: Eukaryota; Metazoa; Chordata; Amphibia; Anura; Pipidae
Gene: fktn.S
Product: fukutin S homeolog
Cellular component (GO): Golgi membrane; membrane
Source: RefSeq, marked provisional